Molecule: messenger RNA, 1347 nt
Organism: Olea europaea var. sylvestris
Lineage: Eukaryota; Viridiplantae; Streptophyta; Magnoliopsida; Lamiales; Oleaceae
Exons: 5
Coding region: 1-1347 (448 amino acids)
Source: RefSeq, a predicted model, not a curated record
AUGUAUGGUUUGGUGGGAGCUGAUUUAUCUCAAGUGCUUUUACAGUCACCAAACUUCCCCUUUUGUAACAUUGUGGUCACUAAACUCACUAUUGCGGCUGGAGGGUCACCGAACUCCCAAACCCACCGCCCCGUCCAUCACCCGGUGUCCCAGCCGUUUGGAACCGUCCGACGUGGCUUCACGGCAGCUGAAGUGGCGAUUGUUCUUCUUCCUCUUCGUAGCCCGGCGAGGCCUGAAGCCGUUUCACUUGCACGCAUGGAGGGAGACCAAAGUGAAGGUGGUGAGGAAGAUUCUGAUUUCUCUCAAUCCGAUAUUGAUAUGGCCUCUGAGGAAGACGAUAUGCUGUACAAUCUUAAUGUGAUAGACGGUAUUGAAAUUGGUAUGGAUAUCAACACAGUGGGACAAGGUGAAGAAGUAGUGCUUCGAGGGGAGAUGGAUGAGGUUAACACAUUUGAUGACUUGGAGUAUCCAUCCUUCGAAGAGCUAAAUUUGGAAUGUUCAUCGGAUGAAGAGGUUGGUUAUCGCUUCCCUGAAUUCUUUGCUGAGAUGGAUAUGAGAAAUCCAAAGUUAGAGGUCGGACAACUAUUUCGAUCAAUGCAAGAGUUUAGAUGCGCGGUGAGAAGUUAUGGUGCUCUGAACGGAUAUAAUGUGAAGUUGAGGUGUAAUGAUAGGAAAAGAGCUCAAGGAGUUUGCAAAUCGGGGUGCUCUUGGAGGAUUUGGGCUUCGAAGUUGAACGAGACUGAGACGGUGCAAGUGAAGUCUUACACCCCCGAACACACAUGCACACGGAGUCAAUACAAUAGACAUUGCAACUACAUUUUCCUGACGCAUCGAUAUAUUGAACAAUUUAAAGCAGAUCCUGAUUGGAAGACAAAGUCCAUUUUAGCGACUGUGAGGAAUGAUUUGAAGACGGAAAUAAGUAGAAAUGUUGCUUGUAGGAUGAGGCAAUAUGCGAAGGAGAUCCUAUUUGGUACCCUCCAGGAGCAAUUUGGCCUAUUAAGGAGAUACGCAGCGGAAGUUCAUAGAACAAACCCAGGAUCUUCUAUAUUCAUCACACUUAAGGAGCAAGAUGGUUGUAGGAAAGUGAUUGGUGUUGACGGGUGCCAUUUGCGGGGUUGUUUUGGUGGUAUUAUGUUAACAGCAGUUGGACAGGAUGCUAGUAAUUGUAUUUACCCAGUGGCAUAUGCCGUUGUGGAAAAGGAGAAUACGGAAGCGUGGAGAUGGUUCAUGAAGUAUCUAGCCGAGGAUAUUCAAAUGGAAAACGGACGCGGGUGGACACUAAUGACUGAUAAGCAAAAGGGGCUUCAGAACGUAUGUGAUGAAUUGUUCCCGGAAGCAGAACAUUGA